CCUACCUAAGUUCUCAAUAGCUCUCAGCUAGCUGUAAACAAAAAUCUAUUGUGAAUCAUGAUCAUAUGAAUGAAAUAGGGCCCAGCCCAACUAUGUCAAUAUAUUCAAUGAGCGUUUCCAAUGUGUAUUAAAUUCAGGCCUCAAGAAGUACAGAUUAAACUUUUGAAUUAAAAUGGCUGAAGGUGGAUCAGAGAAACCUACAAAAUAUCCAGCAGUACCCCAGUAUGGGCCUUACACAAUAAGAGAUUUGAAACCAGGUGAAAAGAAGAAAUGGUGUAGUUGUGGCCUGAGUAAGAAACAACCCUGGUGUGAUGAUUCUCACAAAUGCACUGGCUUUACACCAUUGCUUUGGACUGUCCCAGAAAAACAACAAAAACUUUACCAAAUAUGCGCUUGCAAAUACACACGUAAACCACCAUAUUGUGAUGGAACGCACGUCAAUCUUCCGUGCGAUGUUCUUGAGCGUCAGAAAGGUUGUGCACAACAGAAAGAACAUAGUAACUGCCAAAAGCUAUGUACAAGUUGUGGAUUCAUCCCCGACUUCUGAUUUGGUUUUAUUGGUCAGUUGAUAAAGAGUAUGAGGUUCGCACAAGAAAACAGGUUUUCAUUCAGUAAAAUGGAAAGUUCCAGACAAUCCAGAGCCAGCGUAUGAUAUAUGUGGGUGUUGCAGUACCAAGAACGCCCCCUUCUGCGAUGGUACCUGCCGUCAAACAG
Anneissia japonica is the source of this 714-nucleotide messenger RNA. Its product is annotated as CDGSH iron-sulfur domain-containing protein 3, mitochondrial-like. Gene Ontology annotation, molecular function: 2 iron, 2 sulfur cluster binding. Gene Ontology annotation, cellular component: intracellular membrane-bounded organelle. The transcript has 5 exons. NCBI's taxonomy places the organism in Eukaryota, Metazoa, Echinodermata, Crinoidea, Comatulida, Comatulidae. The record is from RefSeq and is a predicted model, not a curated record. Bases 173 to 547 code for a protein of 124 amino acids.